AUGCCGGAAAAGGCGGUUGACCUCGAGCUUGUCGGCCUCACCAUUCUCGCUAUCCUCUCACCGAUCGUCUGCGUCUUCUUGAUCAAAGGCUGCUGUGGAACACUUUUCAUCACUUUUCUGUUGACCGCACUAAUGGUUUUUCCCGGCAUCUGGCACGCUCUCUACAUCGUCAGCAAGCAUCACAAGAGACAGCAGGCAGACAGGGCCACCAGCAGCGUGCAGGUCAUCCAGACCGUCCCUCAGAACUCCGGCUCCGGCAUGACUCCUGCUCCAAUGGUCCGCGUCAUUACAUCUCCACCCGCAAACCAGACCAUCCAACCCGCACCUGCCACUCAGACCUCAACUCAGACCAUUCAAGCUGCUCCUUCACCCGUUGAGCAGGUUGUCGUUACAGCACCAGUCGUUCCGAUCCCUGCCCCACGUUGA
This is a messenger RNA of Aureobasidium pullulans EXF-150, 426 nucleotides long. RefSeq lists its product as uncharacterized. The coding region runs from base 1 to 426 and encodes 141 amino acids. Gene Ontology annotation, cellular component: membrane. The record is from RefSeq and is a predicted model, not a curated record. Lineage: Eukaryota; Fungi; Ascomycota; Dothideomycetes; Dothideales; Saccotheciaceae. The transcript has 2 exons.